UUAAAGUUUUUCACGUUGUUCUGAAACAGUUUAACUUGUAUUGACUUGUAAGCUCAACAUUGACGAACUGAUUUUAACCAAAAUGAAAGCUACGAUCGGACUCAUCUUUUUAUUUGCUGUGAUCAAUGUGUCAUUAUCCUUAACGUUACGCGAGUUGGAAUUUAUUAAAGGUUUAUAUCCUCAUGAAGAUAUACCGAAGCUAUUGAUAACUUCAUUGGUAAAUCGACGAAUCGAUCAAGUCAGGACUUUAUACGAAAGAGAAUCGAUUGGCAAAGACGCAAAAACUUUUUUAAAUACUACUAAUCAAUCGUUACAAUUACUUUUGGAAGCUAUGGAUUCAAAUAACACUCAAAUUGGUGACGUUUUAGAAAAUUACUCGCAAAUCGUUGGCAUUAUGGAGGAUGUUAGCCAUAAUAUGGAAGUUCCUAACUUCGAUUACUUGCAUUUGAAUUUACGCUCCAGUUUCGAUAGAGAGGAACUUCAAAAUUUACUGGACGCUUAUAUUGAUGAUAUUGAGAUGGUUCGUAUGUGUGAAGUAUCCUUAGGACGUUCAGACCGAGUGGAUAUGAAUAUUUUUGAUCGUUUAAAAUCAUUGUCCAAUGAGUUGCGAAAUUUCACGUUUUAUAGGGACGACAGAUACUUUACUGAGUCCUACAAUAUUUGUACAAAAACAAUCGAUUUAUGUUUGUGGCAACUAAAAUUCUUGUUGAAUCAAUUCACAGUAAUCUUCAUCAAACCCCAGAUAUAAUUUUUUUGUUUCAUUAUCUACUGCAGUGGCAUAAAAAUUGAAGCAUUAAAUAAAACAAGUGGAACCCACGAUUAUGACUGAUCGUUAGAAAUACGAUAACAAUCAAUUUAUAUAUCUUGCUGUAAUUUAAAUUUAAUGAAAUAAAUCUGUGAGAAUACAAGCAAAAUUUAUACUUUUUGCUGUAUCUCCGUCAGUGUACU
Molecule: messenger RNA, 948 nt
Organism: Tetranychus urticae (two-spotted spider mite)
Lineage: Eukaryota; Metazoa; Arthropoda; Arachnida; Trombidiformes; Tetranychidae
Source: RefSeq, a predicted model, not a curated record